AAUGAAUCGGCGACAGAGGGGAGUUACUGCCCUCGAACGCAUCGACGGCACCCAAUCCAUCCUCUCCUCAAGGAAAAAGAUUGGAGAAUAAAGUUGAAGAAAGCGAAACAGUAGACCACACCUCACACAAACACCUCCCAACCCAUCCAGAAGCCCCCAACCCCGUUGAGCGGCGCGCCUGGGAAGAAGCGGAGCGGAGGAGCAAUGGACCAGCACCAGGAGCUGGAGGUGGAUGUGGAGGGAGAGCCAACGGAUCAGCGCAAGGAGGAGGCGGCGGACGCGGACGCGGGCAAGCCUGAAGAGCCGACGGAUCAGCGCAAGGAGGAGGAGGAGGAGCGGGAGGAGGGAGACAACCUCAAAGAGCCAACGGAUCAGCGCAAGGAGGACAAGCCUGACGGGCUGACGGAGCAGCACAAGGCGGAGGCGGUGGCGGUUGCGGUGGUGGUGGCGGAGGUGGACAAGUCUGAAGAGCUGACGGACCAGCGCAAGGCGGGGGCGGUGGUGGAGGUGGAGGUGGACAAGUUUGAAGAGCUCACCGACCAGCGCAAGGAGGAGGCGGCGGAGGACAAGGACAAGGAGACGGAGAGGAGCUCCAGCGAAGAGUCGCCGUCGCUCUUCGUGCACCCGUGCUCGCUGCUGCUGCGGUACCUCGUCCGUGCCUACGCCUGGUGCAUGGGCAUGGCCGACUGGUUCGGCGGCGGCGGCACAAGGCCGAGCGCCGCUCCUGCCGCGUCCCUUAACUCGUCACGGGAAGAAGCAGGCGAGGCGGCGGGCGUCAGGACCAGGGAGAUCUCCAGCUCCAAGACCACUGACAGAGGGUUCUACGUGCGGGAGAUGAUCGUGAGCAUGUGGGCGGUGAGGAGGCCGCGGCCGCCCGGCAACCCGAGGGAAGGGCGCGGCGGCGGUGGAGGAAGCCACAACUAGCGUUCAGCCUUGCUAGCACUACGUACGCAUCUGCGGCGGCAAUGGAGCACGUACGUACGUACGUCGUCUCAAUCUCGCAGGCUGUCAACUUGGGAAAGCAGGUGACCUUUGGUUGUUUGUUUGUGUGUAUAGCAAAGUGUCUGGAUAAUCAAGAGAUUAAGUGCUGACGUUCUUCACGUAGACUUUGACUGAUCACAUCUUGCCAUAAGAUUAAGAGUAAGAACUACUGUGUGUUACUGUGUUAGCACAGCUCUUGCUGCAGUCUGUGUUCUGUAAGCUGAUUGAAACCUGCUCAACUUAUCUGCUGACGUUGGUAGUUAACUGCUACAGCCUUUUUGUCUGUUGCUCGAGUGAUGUGCUGUCCCGUGUCGGUGGUCUCGUGUUUCAGUAAGAAACUCUGUGUUGGUACUGUUCUUCUAUACUCUGUUGGUAUGUUU
Triticum dicoccoides is the source of this 1361-nucleotide messenger RNA. RefSeq lists its product as uncharacterized. The coding region runs from base 205 to 924 and encodes 239 amino acids. Lineage: Eukaryota; Viridiplantae; Streptophyta; Magnoliopsida; Poales; Poaceae. The transcript has 2 exons. The record is from RefSeq and is a predicted model, not a curated record.